Molecule: messenger RNA, 662 nt
Organism: Sorex fumeus (smoky shrew)
Lineage: Eukaryota; Metazoa; Chordata; Mammalia; Eulipotyphla; Soricidae
Gene: BLOC1S5
Product: biogenesis of lysosomal organelles complex 1 subunit 5
Exons: 5
Coding region: 14-568 (184 amino acids)
Cellular component (GO): transport vesicle; BLOC-1 complex
Source: RefSeq, a predicted model, not a curated record
CGGGGCCUGCGGGAUGAGUGGCGGCGGCAGCGGCGGCGCCGAGACCCCCGGGGCUGCAGAGGCGGCCUCGGGCGCGGGGGGUCCGCGCAGGGACGGGCCGGCGCACCUGGUCAUCAAGGACAUCGGGGAGAUCCAUUCCCGACUGCUGGACCACAGGCCCGUCAUCCAGGGAGAAACCCGCUACUUCCUGAAGGAGUUUGAGGAGAAGCGCGGCCUGCGGGAGCUGCGCGCCCUGGAGAAGCUGCGGAGCGUCACCGGGGAGACGAGCGAGCAGACGCUGCCCACCUGCGCCGACGCGCUGCGGGACCUGGGCCCGGUGCUCCAGAGACUGGCGGCAGCAUCGGAGGCUGUGGGCAGUCUGCAGCGGAGGGAGCAGGAGUGGAGGAGGGUGCAGCAGGAGUGCUCCUCGGCCCGCGAGCAGCGGCAGGCCCAGCGGCUGGACGAGCUGCGGCAGGAGCAGCGCGGCCGGGAGGCGGCAGUGGACGAGGAGCACCAGCGCGCCCGGGCCCGGCUGCAGGCACAGUACGCACGCAUGGAGCAGGAGCUCGGCAGGUUCGCCGCCUUCUAGAGGUCCCCCAGAGACGCGGGGACCCCGGGCGCCCGCCCACAGUGACCCGGCUAGGGCCUGCUGCAGUCGGCCCAGCCCGGCUCCCGGCUCCUCG